Molecule: messenger RNA, 8344 nt
Organism: Gadus chalcogrammus (walleye pollock)
Lineage: Eukaryota; Metazoa; Chordata; Actinopteri; Gadiformes; Gadidae
Biological process (GO): DNA integration
Molecular function (GO): nucleic acid binding
Source: RefSeq, a predicted model, not a curated record
GGCACUGCAACAGUGUCAUCAUGCAAGUGUCCUAUCUCCCUCAGACACUCCAGGGGCGGUGAAGGUCAGGGGUAAGAGGAGCUGGCAGAUUCCGGGUGGUGUUAUGAGAAUGGUGGCCGCCACAUGUUCUGAGCAGUACUCAGGUUCUACGGUACUUUUUGAGCCUUUGGAUGCUGGUUUGCCUGCGGGGUUGCUGGCUUCCCCUUCUUUAGUUUGCGUUAUAAGGGGUACAGCCUAUAUACCUGUUAUUAAUGUUGGCUGCAACGAUGUUAUGUUGUACCCCCGCACUGUUGUUGGCACACUGGACUUCGUGAACGUGGUCAGCCUUCCUGCAGGAGUCACCGAGGUGCCAUCAAAUGUGGCCACUGUGUCUUCCCAGACAGCUUCACCCAGUGUGCAGCAACAGGUGGACGAUGUGGAUGUGUCGCCAUUGUCGGUUGGUGAACAGGGUCAGGUGAGGUCACUACUUGGACAUUACGCUUCAGUUUUCUCCACCAGUGACACCGAUCUGGGUUGUACUAACCUCAUCUCCCACGACAUUCCUUUGAUUGAUGAUACUCCAGUGGCGCAGCGUUAUAGGCGCAUUCCACCCUCAGAGUAUGAGGUGGUGAAGGAACACAUCAAUCAACUGCUCUCAUCUCAAGUAAUUCGGGAGAGUAGCAGCCCCUACGCGUCCCCGAUUGUGUUGGUACGGAAAAAGGGUGGCAAACUACGCAUGUGCGUUGAUUACCGGCAGCUUAAUCGUAAGACCCGCAGAGACGCCUUCCCUCUACCACGCAUAGAAGAGUCUUUGGACGCAUUGUCCGGUGCUUGCUGGUUUUCAACCCUGGACUUGACCAGUGGCUGUCACCAGGUGCCAGUCACUGAGACCGACCGGCCAAAGACCGCGUUUUGUACACCUUUCGGUUUAUUUGAGUGGAACAGAAUGCCUUUUGGGCUCUGUAAUGCGCCCAGCACUUUCCAAAGGUUGAUGCAACGCAUCUUUGGUGACCAGCAGUGUCAGUCUUUAUUGUUAUAUCUUGAUGAUAUUGUUGUGUUCUCCUCCACUAUUGAACAGCAUCUGGAGCGACUCAAAGUGGUGCUGGAGCGGCUUCAAUGCGAGGGGCUUAAAGCCAAGCUCAGCAAGUGCUCGUUCUUUCGUAAAGAGGUGCACUACUUGGGCCAUGUGAUAUCGGCUGAUGGUGUCUCCACAGAUCCGGCCAAGAUUGAAGUGGUUGCUAAUUGGCCGUUUCCCGCUACUGCCUCGGAGCUUCGUUCUUUCCUUGGUUUCGCCAGUUAUUACCGGCGGUUUGUGGAGGGAUUCGCUAAACUGGCAGCUCCUCUGCAUAGGGCUGUGGCUGAGUGUGGUGGCACCAAGAAGCCUGACCAGCGGUUUUCCAGGUGUUGGACUGAAGAGUGUAACAAGAACUUUGAAACACUGAAAGCGAAGCUCACCACUGCGCCCGUGUUGGCUUAUGCAGACUUCACCCUUCCAUUCAUUCUGGAGGUCGAUGCAAGCUAUGGUGGCUUGGGCGCAGUCCUCUCUCAGACUCAGGCGGGCAAGGUGAGGCCGAUAGCCUAUGCUAGCAGGGGCCUGGGACCUACAGAGAGGAACAUGGCGAACUAUAGCUCUAUGAAACUCGAGUUCUUGGCCCUUAAGUGGGCCAUGACAGAGAAGUUCAGAGAGUACUUGUUGGGAAAUAGAUGUGUUGUGUAUAACAACCCCCUCAGUCAUUUGUCUUCUGCUAAGCUGGCUGCUACUGAGCAGAGGUGGGCAGCCCAGCUAGCCUCUUUCGAUUUCGAAAUCAAGUAUCGAUCAGGGAAGAGCAACACCAAUGCCGAUGCUCUCUCUCGUCAGCACCCAUCUGGUCCCCAGGAUGUAGAGGCGAUGCUUCCAGGGACAGCCAUACCGAAGGCUUUGCAGCAAGCGUUGGGUUUGGGAAAGGCAGAGGCCACCCAAGCUACCAUCACAGCCAUGCCACAGCUUACUCCGCCUGAACUUCGUCUCGCUCAACAGACUGACCCUGUGAUACAGGAACUGUUGGUGUUUUGGAGGAGGAAGCAGCGUCCUAGUAGUGAGGAGCGGGCACAGCUCUCCCAAGCUACGCUAGUGUUGCUGCGGCAGUGGGAUCGCCUGCUUGAGAGGGAUGAUGUCCUGUACCGAAAAGUGUUCCGACCUGAUGGUGCUGAAGCCAUGUACCAGCUGUUGUUACCCAAUGUACUGAGAGACGAGGUCCUGACCCAAGUGCACCAAGAGCAUGGUCACCAGGGGGUGGAGCGAACACUGGCGCUUCUCCGGUCUCGAUGCUACUGGCCUGCUAUGUCCUCCGAUGUAGCCCGUUGGUGUCAGCAAUGUGAGAGGUGUCAAGUGGCCAAGGAUGUUCACCCAAGGGUGCACGGAGUCAUGGGACAUCUCUUGGCUUCCCGCCCCAACGAAAUCCUUGCCAUCGACUACACUACUCUAGAGCCGGCCCAGAAUGGUCUAGAGAGCGUUUUGGUCCUUACUGAUGUUUUUAGUAAGUACACCAUGGCUAUCCCUACUCGGGACCAGCGCGCAACCACUGUAGCAAGGGUUUUGGUGUCAGAGUGGUUUUAUAAGUUUGGUGUCCCCGCUCGUUUGCAUUCUGACCAGGGCCGUAACUUCGAAAGCUCGCUCAUUCAACAAUUGUGUAACUUGUAUGGUAUCGUAAAAUCACGUACUACCCCGUACCACCCCGAAGGAAAUGGUCAAUGCGAGCGGUUUAACCGGACACUCCACAACCUGCUGCGUACUCUGCCAGUGUCUCGUAAAAGGGAUUGGCAUACGUGUCUUCCUCACGUCCUUUAUUGUUACAACACGACUCCCCACCAAUCAACGGGAGAAUCUCCCUUUGCCUUGAUGUUCGGGCAGGAACCAAGGCUACCACUCGAUUUCUUGUUGGGUAGGGUCGAGAGCCCGGUCGGGGGGUCCAUCCAUGAGUGGGUGCAAGAGCAUCAAGCCCGCUUGGAGGUGGCCUUUGAAGGCGCAAGGGAGCGCUUGAAACAUGCUGCCGCUCGGCGAAGGCGAGUCCAUGAUCAGCAUGUAAUAGAUUUGCCUUUGCAGGAAGGGCAGUUGGUGUACUUGCGCGACUUCAGGGCCAGGGGGCCCCAGAAGACCCGAGAUCGGUGGAGCUCGAUGAAGUAUCGAAUGUUGAGGAUGCCUAGAGAGGGUGGCUCAGUGUAUACUAUUGCGCCAGUAGACGAUGAGACAAAGGGCAGACAGGUCCACCGCACUAUGCUGAAGGCGGUCGUAGGGGUGGACUCACCUCGUCCUGCCUCUUCCCACAACUCGUCACCCAGGGACGAACCAUCUCCAGAAGAGGAGCCUCCAUUUGAGUAUGAUUUGUUAGUCCUUGACCAACGACCUUUUGUGGCAAAUUCUGCCAUACCAUCCGCCGGACCAAUUAUGUCCCAAGGGCCUUCAUCAAUUCCAAACCCGGGGGCAUCCUCAUGUUCUCCUUUGGUCACUUGCCCUGAUUCCAGCAACAUGGGUCCACGCCGGACCCCACGUCAAACGGCUGGUCAGCACCCGAAUGUGCAUCGUCUUCCGCGGCCUGCUGGAGAGGCGCAAGUGGCCAACCCUUCUGCUUCUGUGUCCAACUCAGUGUCUGCCUUGUUUAGACCCUGGAGAAAGUCAGGGAUUAAGGAGCAAUGGACAGUUUUCACCUCGUCCGUCGGUGGGAAACUAGCACCCACCGAACUGCAGAGCCAAAGUUCUGGUGGGGGGUUGCCUGGCUCGAGUAACGUGUCCGUCGGAUCUAGCUUAAUCUCAUCAUGUCCCCAUUUAGAUGUACUCAUUGGUGGGGUCCCGGUACCAUGCCUAAUAGACACCGGGUCAAUGGUGUCUACCGUCACCGAGACCUUCUUUUUGAAUCACUUUGAACCCUGGGGCUCUGACCGUCUGCGCUCUUGUCAAUGGCUACAGCUCCGGGCAGCCAAUGGGCUGAGCAUACCCUACGUCGGCUAUUUAGAACUGGAUGUUGAGCUUUGUGGAAAGUCCAUAGCACAGUGCGGUGUUCUGGUUGUGAGAGACCCACCUGGGGGGAUUGGCCUCCAGGCACCUGGUGUGCUCGGCAUGAACAUUUUGAAUAAAUGCUACCAUGAGCUUUUUGGGCAGCAUGGUCUGGCCCUCUUCGGACUGCCCUCUGUCUCUCAGGCUCAUGGUGCUGUUGCUGAGGCUCUACAGCGGUGUCAUUUUGCAGAAACUCACCCCAUAAGGCCAGGGAGGGUCAAAGUCCGUGGAGGCCGAGCCCAUCGUAUCCCGGGUGGCACUAUGGUUAUGGUAGCUGCUACAUGUUCAGCACAGUUUUCCGACACCUCGGUAUUGUUUGAGCCCACGGACAGAGGACUUCCUGCGGGCUUGUUGGCCUCGCCAUCUCUGAUCCGGGUGAGCCGUAGUACUAGCUACAUACCGAUAGUUAAUGUGGGCACGGAAGAUGUGUUACUGUAUCCUCGCACCGAUUUGGGAAGUUUGUGUUGUGUGCAAGUGGUGAGUUUGCCCGCAAGUGUCACCGAGGUCAACACUGUGAUGGCCACUGUUGCCUCCCAGAUGGUUACAUCAUCAGUACCAUCCCAGAUUGAGGAAAUUGACCUCUCUGUCUUGGAGGCUUCAGACCAGGAAAGGGUCCGGAAUUUGCUACGGCGGUUCAGCGGAAUCUUUGCCUCCCAUGAUGGGGACCUGGGUUGUACUAACCUCCUCUCUCAUCAGAUUCCACUAGUCGAUGAGGCGCCAGUUCGACAACGAUACAGGCGUAUCCCCCCAUCGGAAUAUGAGAUGGCUAAGGCUCAUAUCAAUUUAUUGAUGGAGGCACAAGUUAUCACUGAGAGUUGUAGCCCAUAUGCGUCCCCUAUAGUGUUGGCCCGAAAGAAGGAUGGUAGUCUCCGCAUGUGUGUUGACUACCGCCAACUAAACGCGAAGACACGCAAAGACGCUUUCCCUCUUCCUCGCAUCGAGGAGUCCCUCGAUGCAUUGACAGGAGCCCACUGGUUCUCUACUAUGGACCUAGCCAGCGGGUAUCACCAGGUCCCUGUUGCGGUGGGUGAUCGUGCCACUGCCAAGACGGCCUUCUGUACACCUUUCGGCCUUUUCGAAUGGCAGCGAAUGCCAUUCGGCCUUUGUAACGCGCCAGCAACCUUUCAAAGGUUGAUGGAAAGGAUUUUUGGGGACCAGCAAUGUCAAACCUUGUUGUUGUACUUGGAUGACAUUGUGGUCUUUUCUACUUCUGUUUCCCAACACCUGGAACGUUUGGAACUUGUUCUGGGGCGUUUGCAGCAUGAGGGCCUUAAGGCCAAGUUGAGCAAAUGUGCAUUUUUCAAACAGGAGGUUGGCUACCUCGGUCACGUCAUUUCGAGUCAGGGGGUGGCGACAGACCCUAAAAAGAUUGAGGCAGUGGCUAGUUGGCGUUGCCCUAGCACCGUCUCGGAGGUGCGUUCUUUCUUGGGGUUCGCCAGCUACUACCGCCGGUUUGUGGAGGGUUUUGCCAAGGCGGCGGCCCCCCUCCACAAGCUGGUGGCGGCGCUGGGUGGCACUAAAUCAAAGCGAGGCCCGGGCCAAAGUUUGCUGUCCCAUUGGUCUGAAGAGUGCCAGCAAAGCUUUGAUGCCCUAAAGAGAAAGCUGACCACGGCCCCUGUCCUUGCCUACGCCGAUUUCAGCUUGCCAUUUAUCUUAGAAGUGGAUGCGAGUUACAGCGGAUUAGGGGCUGUUCUAUCUCAGGAACAGGGGGGGAAGGUGCGCCCUAUAGCUUAUGCCAGCCGUGGUCUUAGGCCCACUGAGCGCAACAUGUCCAACUACAGUUCUAUGAAGUUGGAGUUCGUCGCGCUCAAGUGGGCCCUCACCGAAAAGUUUAGGGAGUACCUGUUGGGGCAGCGCUGUAUUAUCUUUACGGACAACAAUCCCCUAAGUCACCUGUCUACUGCAAAACUAGGAGCAUUAGAGCAGCGCUGGGUUGCCCAGAUGGCUCCAUUCGACUACGAGAUCAAAUAUCGCUCCGGCAGACAGAACCGCAAUGCGGAUGCUCUGUCGAGGCAGAACCCCUCGGACCAUCCUGUUUUGGCGGAUUUGGCCCUGGGCAUGACCCUUCCAACUGCCUUACAGCAAGUUGAGCAGGCACAGCCAGUAACGCAGGUGGUUCAAGCGGUGGCUACGGCGUUCCCUGAUAACAAAACCUCCCAUUUGCACUCUAGUCAGGAACAAGAUCCUGUCUUCCAGGAGGUUGUGCCACAUUGGAGGCGAGGUGUUAAACCUGGGCCUGCUGAGAGACAGCGAAUGUCCAAGUCGGCAUUGGUUCUCUUACGCCAGUGGGACCGACUAGUGGAAAGGGAAGGUGCCAUAUACCGUAGGGUGUUUCGUUCAGACGGAGCAGAGGAAUAUUUCCAACUGUUGCUUCCUGCUAAGUUGAAGUCUGAUGUUCUGACCCAGCUACAUCAGGAGCAUGGCCACCAGGGGGUGGAGCGCACCUUGGACUUGGCCCGCAAACGGUGCUAUUGGCCCGGGAUGUCCUCCGAUGUGGCUCGUUGGUGCCUUGAGUGCGAGCGAUGUCAAACUGCAAAAGACACUAAACCCCCAGCACGUAGCUUCAUGGGGCAUUUGUUGGCCUCAAGGCCAAAUGAGGUACUUGCUGUGGAUUUCACGUCACUGGAACCGUCUCGGUCGGGUGUGGAAAAUGUUCUAGUCAUGACUGACGUGUUCAGUAAGUUUUCGCUGGCCAUCCCAACCCAGGACCAGCGUGCCUCCACCGUGGCAAGAGUGCUUGUCCAUGAGUGGUUUUACAAGUUCGGUGUCCCUGCUCGCAUCCAUUCCGACCAAGGUCGUUGUUUUGAGGCAAUUCUCAUCCAACAACUUUGCCAGCUCUAUGGUGUGGAGAAAUCACGCACCACGCCCUACCAUCCUGCCGGUAAUGGCCAGUGUGAGCGGUUUAACCGCACCCUACAUAACCUCCUCCGUACUCUGCCAGCAUCUCGAAAAAGAGAUUGGGUUGCGUGCCUCCCACAGCUGCUCUUCUGUUAUACCCCGCAUUCAGCAACCGGUGAGUCCCCUCACUUCCUGUUGUUCGGCCAGGAGCCACGCCUACCGCUUGACUUUUUGCUGGGAACAGUACCCGACCCUGUAGCCGGGACGGUGCAUGAUUGGAUUGACGAACACCAAGCCAGGCUGCAAGUCGCCUUUCAGGGGGCUGAAGGCCGGCUUCGAGCUGCAGCCGGUAAACGGAAAGAGGCCCAUGACCGUCAGGUUAAAGAUCUACCACUGGGGGAGGGUGAGUUGGUCUACCUCCGUAACCUCAGUAGGAGGGGCUGCCACAAAAUUCAGGACCUGUGGAGCCCAGUGGUAUACGAGGUUAUCAAAGCCCCCCCAGUAAACGGGGCGGUGUACACUAUUGCUCCAGUGACUGAUCGGAGCAAAGUCCGACAGGUACAUCGUGGUCUCAUUAAAGCCCGGCUAGGGAGCGAUGCACCGGUAGGCCCGCCUUACACAAGUCCGCCAGUCGUUGAGACUGUUGUCGUGACGGAGGACGACAUGGAUGUUGAUCUGGCGUUCUUGCCCCCGACGUCACUGCUACAUCCAGUAGCGACGCCUGUUGUUGCCCUUGCUUGUCCGGGCCCCCAGGUGUUGCCUGCUGACCCCCCAACAUCAUCGGCUGGACCAAGAUCUACUGUGGUAAACACCAGUAUCCCAGCCAGCCCCUCCCCUAGUCUAGACACUCAAACUAGUACUAGCGGAGUGGUUCAUACUGACGGUACACCCGUAGUACGGGUGGUAGAGAGUCUGGAUCAGGUAGAGGUCAGUAUGCCAGUGGUCCCAGAGUCGAGCAUUGGUGGAGUGGCUCUACGCCGGACAUGUAGAACCAUGGCAGGCCAACAUUCUAACAUUCACCAUUUACCUCAGACAGCCGGCCAGAUGGGGGUGUGCCCCAGUGGCCCUGUGUCGAGUCCAGUUGGUGCUGCUCUUCAAACCCAGGGUUCGAAUGGGGCUGCCAACCGGCCUAUCGUCGGGACGCCGACUGAAAAUGUGGGGGUAGAUUGUGGUGAGACGCAGGGGCAGAGCCCUUUGUAAUGAUCAGGGCCGUCACAGCCAAUGGCUUGCGUCUCCACCUUAUUUAUUCUGAGGUAGCUUUUUGUGUCGGGAGGUGCCACAAUUUGUCUCCUCGUUAUUUCCUGCUACGCCCCUCCAGGCCACUUGCUACCGGUAUGUACGCGUGCUUUCCCUAUGGACGCUCUGGCUGAUUUGUUUGGCAUGGUGAUUUACUUUUUCACACUGGUCGCUUUGCAGCGCUUGUGCCUGUUGCUUGCUGGUGCCUGCUGGUGCCCUGCCUUGGUUGGUGAUGCGUGCAGGUUGUUGAUCGCGUAACAG